Messenger RNA from Nerophis lumbriciformis (worm pipefish), 594 nucleotides. The record is from RefSeq and is a predicted model, not a curated record. NCBI's taxonomy places the organism in Eukaryota, Metazoa, Chordata, Actinopteri, Syngnathiformes, Syngnathidae.
AUGGCUGUCAAAGAGACUGUGCAAAAAUGCUUGACACUCUUCUUCGUCAUCAACAUAAUCAUCACCACCAUCAUUAUCAACAUCAUCAUCAAAAUCACCAUCAAUAUCAUCAUCAGCAUCAAUACCACCAUUGUCAUAAUCAUCAAAAUCACCAUCAAUAUCAUCAUCAUCAAUAUCAACAUCAGCAUCAUCCACACCAUCAUCAGCAUCAAUACCAUCGUCAAUAACAUCAUCAAUAUCAGCAACAUCGCCAUCAUCAAUAACAACAUCAUCAAAAAUAACAGCAUCAUCAUCAUCACCAACAUCAAUAACAUAAUCAACAUCACCAUUAUCAGCGUCAUCAUCAUCAACAUCAUCAAUAACAACAUAAUCAUCACCAUCAAAAUCACCAACAACACCAUCAUCAAUAACAACAUAAUCAACAUCACCAUUAUCCGCAUCAUCAUCACCAUCUACAUCACCAUCAUCAAUAACAUCAUCAUCAUCAAUAACAUCAACAUCAUCACCGUCAUUAACAACAACAUCAUCAUCAUCAACAUCAUCAAUAACAAUCAUCAACAUCACCAUUAUCAGCAUCAUCAUCAUCAUCAAUAA